AUGCCUCCCAUCCCACCCCACGUCAACCCUCUCCCCCGCCUCAUCACAUACUACCAAACCCACCAUGACUCCUCCGGCAACCACAUCUCCAUCCUCCCCCUCGUCACCCAACCCUCCGUAUCCAUAACUCACCUCAUCCUCGCCGCCAUCCACGUCAACUCGGACCCCGACAACCUCACCCUCAACGACCACCCCCCCGACCACCCGCGCUUCCAGCCCCUCUGGGCCGAGCUGCGCGUCCUGCAGGCGUCCGGCAUCAAGGUCCUGGGAAUGCUCGGCGGCGCCGCAAGGGGCACGUACCUGCGCCUGGACGGCCCCGACGACCAGUUCGAGACCUACUACGCUCCGUUGCGGCGCCUUGUCCGCGGCGCAGCUCUGGACGGGCUGGACCUGGACGUGGAGGAGGAGGUGAGCCUCGGCGGCAUCGUCCGGCUGAUCGAUCGGCUCCGGGCAGACUUUGGCCCCGGCUUCGUCAUCACCAUGGCGCCCGUUGCCAUGGCCAUGCUGGAUCCGGCCAAGAACCUGAGCGGCUUCGACUACGAGGCGCUCGAGGUCAUGCGGGGGAGGGAGAUAGCCUGGUACAACACGCAGUUCUACUGCGGCUGGGGGAAUCUCGGCAGCACGCUCAUGUACGACCUGAUGCUGCGCAAAGGCUGGAGCCCCGAGAAGCUGGUCGUCGGCGUUGUGACGAACCCUGCCAACGGAACUGGCUUCGUGCCUUGGGAGAUGCUUGCCGCUGUUGUGGGCAUUUUGCAUAGACGCCACCAGCAGUUUGGAGGCGUCAUGGGAUGGGAAUACUUCAACAGCUUGCCCGGCGACGCCGCAAGACCCUGGGAGUGGGCCAGCAAUCUCUCUUCUCUGCUCAGGCCUCAUUCUUUGGAGCCUGUGCCCGACUCGGCGACUACUCGAGGCACACGGUGCGACCAAGAAUGUCAGGUUGAUCCAGACCCCGUAACAAGCUUGAGCCUUCCGCUGGAACUGCCCACAGAGUUUGACUAUCACUCCGACGGUCACGCCCAAGACUGA
Molecule: messenger RNA, 1026 nt
Organism: Ustilaginoidea virens
Lineage: Eukaryota; Fungi; Ascomycota; Sordariomycetes; Hypocreales; Clavicipitaceae
Exons: 1
Coding region: 1-1026 (341 amino acids)
Biological process (GO): carbohydrate metabolic process
Cellular component (GO): extracellular region
Molecular function (GO): chitinase activity
Source: RefSeq, a predicted model, not a curated record